UUUUUGUUGCUGAUAAAUACAGAUAACUAAAACAUUUAGACAGAGUGAAAGUUGGAAGGUGUAAUGGAUGAAUCAAGAAAAGAAGAUGUAAUAUCAAGGUUAGUGCAGGAAAUAGCAAAGAAAGGGGAGGAAGUCCCACAAAAAUACAUCAUUAAAAAUGAUGUAAUAUCUUCACCCAUUGAUGCCUCUACGAAUCUAUGGCAAGAAAUGUUGUUGAUCGAUUUCGAUCUUAUUUCCAGUGGUUCUUCAUCUGCUCAUCAACAUGAACUUUCCAAGCUUCAUUCUGCUUUCAAAAAUUGGGGUUGUUUUCAGGUUAUAAACCACGGGAUGACAAGUUUACUUCUGGACGAGUUGCUUGAUGUUUCUAGGCAGUUUUUUGCACUUCCUUUAGAGGAAAAACUAAAUUACUCGGCGAUGGAAGAAGAUGUUUACAGUGGAUAUGGAAACUCGGCCGUGCUUGCUGGAGCUGAAGAUAAGCCUAUCAACUGGAAUUAUAGACUCUUUCGUACAGUUUAUCCCGAGGAUCAACGUAAGAUCCAAUUUUGGCCUCAGAAGCCGCAAAAAUUCAGCUUGCAGGUAAUUAGUAACGGUAUAUUCAAGAGUGUAGUACAAAGGGUGAUGACUAAUUCGGAAAGAGAGAGGUAUUCAGUGACUGCAUUUUAUACUCUAGAACCCGAAAAUGAUGUGGGGCCGAUUAAUGAAUUGAUUAGCGUUAAUCAACCAGAAGUGUAUAAGAAGCUGAGCAUGAAAAUUUACGACCAACUGUUCCUUGAGACCUUUUCUCAGGACAUAAGGGUUCUUGAUGCUCUCAGAAUUAAGCAUUAGCAUCAACUUUAGCAUCAUAUCUUACGAGCUGUUUCAAUAAAUGUAAUAAGUUUCAGCUCCUCGAGUGUAUCCAGUAUUGUGCUUAAAUGGACAUCAGAGACCUGGUAGAUUUCUCGAGGUUUCCAGUGAGCCACAUUAGUUCAUUUUAUUAUCGUUGUAUGGCUGGUGUCGCUAGCCUUUUCAUGUGCUGGUCACUGCACCAGGUUAUGAAAAUUAUGGUUGCACUUUUUAUUUGCAUUUGAAUGAAAACAUACGAAGCAUAGAAGCCCAUGGCAAUGGUCAGCACGACUGCAAGGUUACGGUAAUUCUGUGUUAUGUUUAAGAAUAUUUCAGAAAGAAAACGUAUAAUCAAGUUAACUGAUA
This is a messenger RNA of Chenopodium quinoa (quinoa), 1188 nucleotides long. RefSeq names its product protein SRG1-like. The record is from RefSeq and is a predicted model, not a curated record. Lineage: Eukaryota; Viridiplantae; Streptophyta; Magnoliopsida; Caryophyllales; Amaranthaceae. The transcript is spliced from 3 exons. The coding region runs from base 64 to 825 and encodes 253 amino acids.